AUGGCCGCCGACGACGAGAAGAGAGCCGCGACGAGCGGGGCAGACGAGGUGCCUCGUCGCCCUUCCGCCGUCUCGUUUAACAAGUCGGAGGAUCCUUCGGAACCAUUCUCCUACGACGAAGACGAUCGCUACAUGUACGCAAACUCCCAGCAGCGGCAACAGACCAUGACCGAGCACGACCUCAAUGUCACCGAAGACGACCUGCUCGAGGCCAAAGAGCUCGCUUCACAAUACACGCUUGACGAAGUCCGCAGCAUCAUGAUUCGGGUUCACCGCAUCCACGAAAAAGACCCAAACUUUCCUGCCACCGUCAUACAGAAGAUCAAAGCCUUUCUCGAGAACGAAUCUGUCUUCUCCAAUCCUGAAAAGCACCAGCAUCUCAUCCAGGAGAUGAAGCUCGAGGCCGCCCUCGUCACUAGCAACAGUCCGUACGCCGAAGUCCGUGCUGUCGUCAGCAACAAGGAUGACCCCAAGACGCCGUGCUCGACAAUACGAAGCUGGUUUAUCGGCCUAUUCUUUUCGCUCCUGCUCGCCUUCAUCAACCAGCUCUUCGACAUCCGCCAGCCCGCGAUUCGAGUCAUGGCCAAUGUCGCGCAGCUGUUGGCGUACCCCAUCGGCAAGGCUGCCGAGAACUGGCUGCCCGACAAGGGCUUUACACUCUUUGGUGUCAGGCACUCGCUGAAUCCGGGGCCCUUUUCCAAGAAGGAACAUAUGCUCAUCACCAUCAUGGCCAACGUUGCCUACAACACCCCGUACACCAACUACAUCAUCUGGGUGCAGUAUUUGCCGCAAUACUUUGACCAGCCGUACGCAUCGCAUUUUGCAUACCAGCUGCUGAUUGCCCUUGCCACCAACUUCAUCGGCUAUGGUAUGGCUGGCGUGUGCCGUCGGUUCCUCGUUUACCCGUCAUACUGCGUGUGGCCCGCGUCACUCGUCACGAUUGCCCUCAACUCGGCUUUCCAUAACGACGUCAACCCUCCCGUCGAAGGGCCCUUCCGCAAGAUUUGGCGCGUUUCUCGCAUCAAGUUCUUCUACCUCAUGUUCGGCGCCAUGUUUGUCUGGUUCUGGUUCCCCAACUACAUCUGGGUUGGCCUGUCCAAGUUCAACUGGAUCAGCUGGAUUGCGCCUGGUCACCGGGACGUCAAUGUCAUCACUGGCAUCAACAAUGGUCUCGGCGUCAACCCCUUCCCGACCUGGGACUGGAAUGUCCUGCUGUGGGACUCGGCCGACCCGCUCAUGGUGCCGUUCUUCAGCACGCUGAACCGGUUCAUCGGCGUCUUCGUCUCCUUUUGGGUUGUGCUAAUAUUCUGGUACAAGAACGUGUACAACACGGGAUACCUUCCCAUCAACACGAACCGAGUCUACGAUCACUUUGCGCAGCUCUACAACAUCACGAAAGCGACCGACGACCACGGCCUUUUCAACCAGGAGAAGUAUUCGCAAUACUCUCCCCCCUUCCUGGGCGCUGGAAACAUUGUCAUCUACAUGUUCUUCUUCGGCAUUUAUACGUCGACGCUCACGUAUGCCGCGCUCUACCACAGGCACGAAAUCGUCAUGGGCUUCAAGGCCCUGUUCAACAGCCUGCGCAGAAAGAAGAAGACCAAGCAGGACGAUACCAGCCUCGAUGUACACAACCGACUGAUGCAAGCGUACCCCGAGGUUCCGGAGUGGUGGUACAUGAUCUGCCUGGCGGUUGCCAUUGGUCUGGGCAUUGGCGGGAUCGUGGGCUGGGACACGCACACCUCUCCUGGUGUCGUCUUCUAUGGUCUGGCCCUGUGCGUGGUCUUUGUGAUUCCAGUCGGCAUCAUCAAGGCCAUGACAGGUAUUGAGGUGACACUCAACGUCUUGGCUGAGUUCGUCGGUGGCUCCUGGGUCGAUGGCAACGCUCUCGCCAUGAACUACUUCAAGUCCUUCGGCUACGUUACUUGCGCCCACGCCAUCUGGUUCUGUAACGACUUGAAGCUGGCCCACUACGUCAAGAUCCCGCCCCGUCAGACGUUCAUUGCGCAAAUAAUCGCCACUUUCAUCAGCACCAUCGUUUGCAUCGGCGUCCUCAACUUCCAGAUGCAGAACAUCGAUGGCGUGUGCACGCCGAAUGCGCAAUACAAGCUGACAUGCCCGGGCGUCAACACCUUCUUCACCGCCUCGGUGCUGUGGGGCACGGUCGGUCCGGAGAGGAUUUUUGGUCACGGCGGCCAAUACAGUGCGACGCUGGUCGGCUUCCCGCUGGGAGUCGUCAUCGUGGUGUUCUUCUGGGUCCUAAGCAAGAAGUUCCCCAACUGGACUUGGGUGCGGCAAAUUCACCCCGUUGCCAUCAUGUACGGGGGCAUUGUGUGGGCGCCGUACAACAUGUCGUAUGUCUGGCCGUCGGUGCCCAUUGCCUACUUCUCGUGGAUCUACCUGAAGUCCCGCUUCCUUGGCCUGUGGUCCAAGUACAACUUUGUCCUCUCCGCGGCAUGGUCGUGUGGCAUUGCCAUUUCCGGCAUCAUCAUCUUCUUCAGCCUGCAGUAUACUGGGACCGACUUCGACUGGUGGGGCAAUCAGGUCUCGCAGAUGGGCUGUGAGGGCGACUCCUGCGAGCUCAAGACGCUUGGCCCCGGGGAGUACUUCGGGCCGCGGAUCGGGGAUUUUAGCUGA
Messenger RNA from Purpureocillium lilacinum, 2637 nucleotides. RefSeq lists its product as uncharacterized. Gene Ontology annotation, biological process: transmembrane transport. Gene Ontology annotation, molecular function: oligopeptide transmembrane transporter activity. Gene Ontology annotation, cellular component: plasma membrane. NCBI's taxonomy places the organism in Eukaryota, Fungi, Ascomycota, Sordariomycetes, Hypocreales, Ophiocordycipitaceae. The record is from RefSeq and is a predicted model, not a curated record.